UGUUAGAAAUUUUCGUUGAUAGUGAAUUUGUUGUAUUUAUACACUAUAGACCGAUUCCUUAUGAUAAAAUUGUUUAAUCGUGUUUACCAGUGUCACUGUAAAACAAAAGCCACCAACUCAUAGUUCUCGCAUUCCGGUGCGGCCUCUCUCCCAGUGGCAAGUUUUCUGGCCAUGGAAGCCUCAAGAAUGUUACUGUUGUCCCCAAUAUGGAGCUCUAAUUUACGCAUGAACCAUUACAAUCAGUCACUUAAAAGGCCCAGGUCUCAUAUGGCACUGAAGAUAGUGGGCAUGGCAAAGGAAGGCAGCGAGAGAAGCAAUGGCAUCAUAGAGAAAGCAGCCAUAGCGGGAGGAUUGAUAUCAUCCCCAGUGAUUGCGUGGUCUCUGUACACUCUGAAAACAACCGGGUGUGGCUUGCCCCCAGGUCCAGGUGGAUCAAUUGGUGCACUGGAGGGAGUGAGCUACCUCGUGGUCGUGGGAAUAGUGGGUUGGUCAUUGUACACUAAAACCAAAACUGGUUCCGGUCUGCCCAACGGUCCUUUCGGAUUGUUGGGUGCUGUUGAAGGCCUAUCGUAUUUGGCAUUGGUAGCCAUUGCGGUUGUCUUUGGGUUGCAGUACCUUGAUCAGGGUUACAUCCCAGGUCCUCUCCCUGCCGAUCAGUGCUUCGGCUAGGUUUUCUGCCUCACGUUUGCUUUCCAAUAGGAUAAGGUUAUGUGGGCCACUACAAUUCUAUCCUUACAUUUGUGGAUGUGGUUGCUUCCAUUAAUCUUAGGAUUAUCGUUUUCCACUACCUCUUGUUAUAAUUUUCAGUAAACAUUUUUCUGUGCAAGAUGUUCUGAGUCUAGAGAGAAAUUGAUUGUUUUUGUCAUCCUUAAUUUUUACACUUCGUGGCAUGUCACCGAUUGGUCCAAUAAACGAGAUUAGAGUAAA
This is a messenger RNA of Gastrolobium bilobum, 927 nucleotides long. RefSeq lists its product as uncharacterized. The transcript has a single exon. Lineage: Eukaryota; Viridiplantae; Streptophyta; Magnoliopsida; Fabales; Fabaceae. The coding region runs from base 172 to 669 and encodes 165 amino acids. The record is from RefSeq and is a predicted model, not a curated record.